Messenger RNA from Sphaeramia orbicularis (orbiculate cardinalfish), 5042 nucleotides. It is a transcript of the gene clstn3, whose product is annotated as calsyntenin 3. Gene Ontology annotation, cellular component: cell surface; postsynaptic membrane. Lineage: Eukaryota; Metazoa; Chordata; Actinopteri; Kurtiformes; Apogonidae. Gene Ontology annotation, molecular function: calcium ion binding. Gene Ontology annotation, biological process: positive regulation of synaptic transmission; positive regulation of synapse assembly; homophilic cell-cell adhesion. The transcript has 19 exons. Bases 331 to 3201 code for a protein of 956 amino acids. The record is from RefSeq and is a predicted model, not a curated record.
AAGAAACGUCGAGAGGGAGGGGACGCCAGCGUAACAUUCCCACCGUUUUUUUUUUCCCUUCCCCUAUUUCCUUACCGUACAACCGAAAAAAACAAGGGCAUCCAUCGCUCCCCGAAUCCUCCUCACACCACAUCACCGACUCUAACAUCCGGGGUGAGAUCUAUCCAGUCCCUUUUUUUAUUUACCUCCCCUGGGUUGUACGGAUUUGAUCCUUUCAUCCACCUGCCUGCGGGGGUUUGCUGAGCCGAGCCGAGCGGCAGGGGCGUGAGAGGCGGAUGCUGCGAGCGUAGAGACGGGGUACCAACCAGGAGCAUCACCGCACUCACCACGAUGGACAGAAUGAAUUUUCUCUCCUUCCUCCUCCUUUGCUUGACUUCGGUUGCCAAUGGCAACAAAGCCAAUAAGCACAAGCCAUGGAUCGAGACAGAGUACCAGGGGAUUGUCAUGGAGAACGACAACACCGUGCUGCUCAAUCCCCCACUUUUUGCCUUGGACAAAGAUGCUCCACUACACUACGCUGGUGAGAUCUGUGGCUUCCGGGUCCAUAACGGCCCCCUGGGUUCGGGUUCGGUCCAGUUUGAAGCGGUGGUUCUGGAUCGCUCCACUGGCGAGGGUCUGGUCCGGUCCAAGGAACCGCUGGACUGUGAGAGCCAGCGGGAGCACAGCUUCACCAUCCAGGCGUACGACUGUGGAGAGGGACCGGAUGGAGUCAACAGCAAGAAAUCACACAAGGCCACCGUACAUGUUCGUGUGAACGAUGUCAAUGAGUUCUCCCCUGUGUUUGUUGAGCGUCGCUACGAGGCGUCGGUCCCUGAAGGCCGUCUGUUUGACCGAAUCGUGCGCGUGGAGGCUCUAGAUGCCGACUGUUCCCCGCAGUACAGCCAGAUCUGCUUCUAUGACAUCAUCACUCCCAAUGUGCCCUUUGCUAUUGACAACGAUGGUAACAUCAAAAAUACAGAGCCAUUGGAUUCGAAGCGUCAGCGCAUUCACACCUUCUGGGUAACCGCUUUCGACUGUGGCAAGAACCGCGCUCAAGCUGACGCCCAGGUUGUCGUCACGGUCAAGCCAUCCUGCAAACCUGGCUGGAUUGGAUGGACUAAACGUGUAGAAUACACACCUGGGUCAGGCAGCAUCCCCCUGUUCCCCAGCCUGCAUUUGGAGACCUGUGAAGAGACAGUGUGGAACAUCCAGGCCACCGUAGAGCUCCAAACAGGCCACAUCGGGAAGGGAUGUGACAGGGACAGCUACUCUGACAGAUCUGUGCGCCGACUGUGUGGUGCUGUGAGGGGUGAAGUGGACCUCCUCCCACCUCCAUCUCCUGCAGCCAACUGGACCUCAGCACUACCCACACUCCCCUCCUCUGAUUCAUCUCUGGUCUUCUCUUUCAACGGGUCCAACCACGUCGCUGUGGUGCCUGAUGCAGUUGUGUCUGCGUUAUCAGGGGACCAUUUCACUCUACAGCUGUGGAUGCGAAGAGGUGGAGCCAACAUCCAACCUGCGACCACUCAGACUAGAGGAAAUCGGAAGGAGGAAGAGACUAUUGUUUGCAGCACUGUCAAAAAUGAUGACUCCUUCUCCCACUACUCCCUCUCCGUCCACGGCUGCCGCCUCUCUCUCUUCUACUGGCCUGACGUCUCAGCCGCACGGCCUGUCAAGUUCCUCUGGAAACUGGAGCAGGUGUGUGACAGCGAAUGGCAUCACCUCUCUCUCAGUGUCCAGUUCCCUUCUGUGACCCUGUACGUCGAUGGUGUGACCUUUGACCCAGCCCUCAUCCAUGACAACGGAGCCAUUCCAAACCCUGCCCCCCGCCAGAGGAUGUUCAUUGGUGCCUGCUGGGAGCCAGAAGAGGAACAGAAGGAGAUACUAAAUAACACCAUCCCAGAGGGUAAAGACUCAGUAAAGUAUAUAGGUGGUUACCAUGGCCUGUUGUCGGGGGUGACGGUGCGUCCUGGCAGCGUGGAGCCUCACAGUGUGGUGGAGUGUCUGUAUGCCUGCAGGGAGGGUCUGGACUUUGGAGACCUGGAGACUCUGGGCUCUGGAAUGAAGGUUCAUGUGAACCCCAGCCAGUCGGUCCUAGUGUUGGAGGGCGAUGAUAUCGAGAGCUUCAACCGUGCUGUACAACAGGUCACCUACCGAAACUCUCUACGCUUCGCCACCCCUGGAGUCCGGCCUCUCAAACUAACCACCUCACUCAGAUGUUUCAAUGAGGAGAGCUGUCUGUCCCUGAAGCAGCUGGAAGGCUACCUGGUGGUCCUCCAGCCCGAUGCCCCUCAGAUCUCUCUGUCUGGAGUCGGUCCUCACCUGGCUCGUCCUGCUCCCGAGUUCGAAGGCCCCCGAGGCGUCCCGCUUUUCCCCGAGCUUCGGAUUGUCUGUUCCCUCUCUCACGCUGUCAACACAGCUGCACAGGGGAUGGAGGGAGGAGCUCUGAUGUCAGAUGCAGUGGCUCACACUCUGGACGGCUGUGAGGUGCAGCCGCUGGGGGAGGAGCUAAACCCAGAGCGAGAGGAGCUUCUGGUGGACAUGGAUGUUGUACGUGAGCGGGGACUGGAGAUCAUUAACACCACUGCUUAUAUUGCCAUCACAGGUGCAGAAUCCAUCUCUGUGUACGAGGACGUCCUUCGUUCAGUUCGCUACAGACUCGCCAAAGGCUCUGCCCGCUUCGAGAGGCGGUUCCGCCUGUCCUGCUCUGAGAUGAAUGGCAGAUAUACAAGCAAUGAAUUGACUCUGGAGGUGAACUUCCUCCACUCUCUGGACAGUUUAUACCACCCAUCCCACCUUCUCGCCUCCCAGCAGCAGUUCCUCCAUCCAUCCCACCAUGCCGGGGAGUUGAGUGGACACACUCUGCCUAAUCCACACCGCAACUCAGUGGUUCCAGGAGCAGCCACCGUCAUCAUAAUGGUGUGUGUGGGCUUCCUGGUUGUUAUGGUGAUCCUUGGUGUUUUCCGAAUCCGCUCUAUCCACCGCCGAGGUGAAGGUUCCAGGGGCGGGGCUAAAGAGGGUAGUAACCAAUGGGAUGACUCGGCCCUCACCAUAAUAGUCAACCCCAUGGAGUCUUACGAGUCCCGCAUGGGCAUCUCUGCUGACACGGAGGGAGAGGGGGAGGAGGAUGAGGAGGUAGCAGAGUCACCUGAUGAUGCGAGUGACGACCAGCGAAUCAUCAUCAAGAAGGAGGGGAGAGACAGCAACGCCCGUCGCUACUGAGACACAUGUAUCUCUGCACCAGUUCUCAUGGAAACCACAAACCGGCUCGCCAGUCACACACUCCAACACUUUUAAUAUCAACGACUGCUGACACCACUAUUAUAAGGAAUGUAUGCUUACAAACACGACGCACAGCACAGUCACUGUAAUACUCUACGCCAUAUGUGACCUAUAGCCAACAAUGGGCUCUUGUUCUCCACCUUAAUGUUCAAUGGCACAAUGUAUACAGUUAAUGUAACUUAACCACAUGAGCAAAACCCACCAAAAUUGUAUGUGGUGCACCACUUCUGAAUCACAAGAUGGUAAUGUGUCUGUAUAGUGUAAUGCUGGUUGAAUGAGACUGAUUUUUUUUUUUUUUUUUUAAAGAUUGUAUUCUAUCUUUUGUUAUUAGAAUGAAAUCCAUACAAUACUGGAACAACAAGUCGGCCUUGAAUUGAUCUGUAGGCACAAACCAUCAUCUCAACACUCCUCCAGACUCCUGUAGACUGACUCACGAAGUCUGUGCACAAGCUCUUUUCUCACUCUUUGCAUCCUCUCUCGACACAUUCCUCGACCACUGUAACCCGCAGAGUGAAGGCAGUGAGGUCAGACAUUACAGCUGGUCACUCUCUGACUUAUAAAAAACAUAUAUAUAUCCAAGCUGGCAGAUAUUUUUCUUUUUACAUUCUGGUACUGUAAAGCUUCAGUGCCUGAAUGCUUUUUGUCUGACGCGGAUGAUAACAGCGACUAUAGAAGAUAAACCCACCCUUGACAUAAAUCAGUGCUUCAGUGAAAUUACAGUGUAAGUCUCGACAAAAUUGGAAUCUUCGCAAAGGUUGUGCUUAUGCCACUCAAUGAAAACGUUUCAUCAUUUACAAUAAACCUGACCUCUGACCCCCACCUCACAGUGACCGCCAGAAUGUCUCUAAAUGACUCUCACUGCACUGUUUCACUCACUGCACACUCCUCUUACAAUUACUGCAAGAUGACACAUGCAAACACAUAUGAACACACACACAUAUUCCAUACUGCUACCCCUGCUGUUUCCAGAAUGUCAGCUCAGCUUGGGCAGUUUUGAUUGUAUUGAUUGUAAUGAAUUUUAUGUACAUACAAUGAUGAAUAUUAUGAUAUUAUUGUUAUUACUAUUAUUAUUGCAGCCAAUCUUUCUCUUUUUCUGCACAUUUUGAGAGGGAGCAGGUUAUGAUUUUAUAAUUGUUUUCCAUCUGAGUAAUCACUGUUACAGCAUCAGAAAACAGUAUAAUAAUAAUAUUAAUAAUAAUAGUAGUAGUGAUAAGGAUGAUAAUCCCUGGCUUGAUGAGUGUCACUUAAUUUAUGUGUAAUAUUGUUGUAAUUUAAGAAAUUGUCAAUAUCUGAAUCACAGAAUAAGGAGGGCACAUUGUUGUGAUACCUAGAUAAGUCUCACUCAUUUCAUCUUUCACCAGGUUGAUAUUUUCACAUCUGAGAACUAAGCAUUUUUUUUAUGUUUCUGUUUUCUCUCCACGUCAUAACUUCAUUUUAAAGAAUGUACAACUGUGUGCUUCUCCUCACCCUCCGUCCCCCCGGCCGCCUCCCUGCCUUCACCUCUCCCUCACUUUCCCUCUGUGUCUCUUGCUGUUUGUCUGUGUAGCCUAUCAAUGUGCAGUGCUAAACCUGUCAGUAAAUAAAGCCUGUUGUUUUUGAGUGUGAUGUUAAGAAGGAAUAAACAUUGCAUUGAUUAAUAACUUAUAUUAUUACUAUGUUACUAUUGGAACAUUACCUGUAAUUAUUGAUACGACAAUGACAUGGAUUAUGCUGACUAAUUGUUAUUGAGAACUGUCAGAAAACAUUACAAAAUUCAUAAUAAAAACACUAUAUGACGUCUC